AUGCAAGGCCUCUAUGAACGAAUUGCAGCAGAAAGUCACGAGUAUGAAACGGAUUUGCGACUUUCGUAUCUGGAGAUUUACAACGAGACGAUCCGUGACCUUCUGUCUGAGACACCCACGCCAGCCGGUCGCGGCUUGGCCCUGCGAGAGGAUGCAGCUAGGAAGAUCUCGGUCGUUGGCAUUACCGAGCAUAUUCCCGAGUCGCCCGAGCAGGUCCUCGACAUGAUUACUGAAGGGAACAAGCGGCGAACACAAAGUCCGACCGAGGCGAACGCUGUGAGUAGCCGGAGUCAUGCGGUACUGCAAGUGAAUGUGACUCGACGCCCCCGCACGGCCGACACCGUCGAGGAAAUGUGCAGUGCAUCGCUGAAUAUCAUUGAUCUCGCAGGCUCGGAGCGUGCGUCUGCGACGACGAAUCACGGCAUGCGGAUGAAGGAAGGCGCCAAUAUCAACCGAUCGCUCCUUGCGCUGGGCAGCUGCAUCAAUGCACUGUGUCAGUCGAACGUGAACCAGCGCGGAGGCACACGGAGCCGACACAUCCCGUACCGGAACAGCAAGCUGACCCGCUUGCUCAAGUUUUCCCUCGGUGGCAAUUGCAAGACUGUUAUGAUCGCAUGUGUGAGUCCGUCUAGUGCGCAUUACGACGAGACACACAACACACUCAAGUAUGCCAACCAGGCCAAGAACAUUCAGACCAAGGUGUCUCGCAACUUGCUGCACAUCGACCGGCAUGUAGCGCAGUAUGUGCAGGCGAUUGCCUCCCUCCGCUCGGAGAUUGCCGAGCUGAAAGAGAAGCUCGCUCGCGCACCACAUGCAACGACUUACGAUACGGAGCGGGCUGCGCAGUUGGAGCAAGCGCACGCGCAGCUGAUCGCCGCCGCAGCACGUGCCAAAGACGGUGUGCCCCCGGGGUAUGCAACGUCGUAUGCGGCGCACGCUACGCUGCGUGCUGCAAAAACGGUGUUAGCCUCGUGUUCGUCUGACGCGGAAGUGUCAGUUCUGCGCGGCCUCAUCGAGCGUUGCGGUCAAGCUGAUACGGCAGGUGCGCUGGACGUGCCUGCGGUGCCGCAUGAAGCACCUCCGCUCGUUGCGCAGCAUGACGAAAGCGAGGCACUGUAUGAUGCUAUGCACGCGCAUCAUGCGGCGGAGGUUCGUGCGUAUACGCAUGAACGAGCGCGUGAGGCGUUUGAGUGCGUGCUAACCGAUGUGCUAGCACCACGCAUGGUGUCUUUGCUGACGUAUGCAGCGCGAGCGACGUCGGCUUUGCAACAGGCUUGUGGUGCGGUGGCCGCUAUCGGCGAGAAAGGAGGUGAUGACAAUGCCGGUGCAUCCACGUAUACGAGUGCGGCUGUGCAGCAGGCAUGGCAACAAACACUAGCUGAGGGCUCAGCCCUGCUUCAGGACAUGACGGGCGUCCGUGUCUCGGACACGAAGCCGGCUGUGCCCGUGAUGCCUACGGUGCCUACGGUGCCUGCCAUGCCCGCUGCGCCAAAAAUAAACAUGCGUCGUCUAUCGAAAGUCAGCGCCAUAUCGUCGUCGCCAGCGCGCAUCUCGCGCAAGAGCCCACGACGACGUGUGCUUCGACCCAGCACACAGCGCCAUGGCACAGGCCCAGGUCCUGGACCUAGCAUAUCCUCAGCAGCUGGCCCAGUCGCAUCUCGUGCAGCAGGUCCGCGGCUGUCGAAGGUGCGGCCCCGUACUUCAUCAACAGAAGCAGCCUCCGCACCGACGGCUUCAACCGCGGCCUCCUCAGCAACCUCGUCGACAAUCACGCACAAAUCGCAUGCUCCUCGGCUCAGUGUGUCAUUGCGCGCAAGCACCACGGGUCCUCCAGCGCCGCGCAUCGCACCGGCAGCUUCGCGAACGCACGGACCGCGAUCCAGUGUGACUGCACGUGCUCCUAGCGUAGAGACCAGCAGCGUUGGAAAUGGAGCAGGUAUGUCGUCGAUAUCGGCGCCUCUAGAGCCACCUGCUGAGCCCGACAAUGCCGCAAUGCGUGCCCCGCCCCCGGGCCGCCUCGCGCGUAUGCCGGUUCAUGUCGUUCGGCGUGCACCUCGUGAGAGCCUGGCAGUGUCGAAAAGCACGCAGGAUCAGACGGCAGCGUCAGGACGUGAGCAGCAUGGGCGUGUGCCACGCGUGUCGACGGAAUCGGUGCGUCCGUCUGCUGCGCCCAAGACAGAGGCGGCCAAUGUGCAGGCCGGUGCUGAACAGCAAGAUGUUCCAGAGACAUGCGCGCUGCCAGCUGCGACUGCAUUGUCAGGAUCGCCGCCCUCGCCACGUCAUGUGACGCAAAAGCCGGCGAAAAAGCGCGGGCUUUUCCAGCGGCAGUUCCUUACACGCCCUGUGCCGCAAGACGACGAUGCUGAUCUGGAAGAAGCAUCGGAUGGUCUUCUUGAAUUCCCCGACGACGACUUUAUCAGGCAGCGUAGUGAUACCUCAUACCCAUCACUACCUGAUUUCGUGUCAUGA
Molecule: messenger RNA, 2469 nt
Organism: Malassezia globosa CBS 7966
Lineage: Eukaryota; Fungi; Basidiomycota; Malasseziomycetes; Malasseziales; Malasseziaceae
Exons: 1
Coding region: 1-2469 (822 amino acids)
Biological process (GO): microtubule-based movement
Molecular function (GO): ATP binding; microtubule motor activity; microtubule binding
Source: RefSeq, a predicted model, not a curated record